Aspergillus puulaauensis is the source of this 375-nucleotide messenger RNA. RefSeq names its product MICOS complex subunit Mic12 family protein. Bases 1 to 375 code for a protein of 124 amino acids. The record is from RefSeq and is a predicted model, not a curated record. Gene Ontology annotation, biological process: cristae formation. Lineage: Eukaryota; Fungi; Ascomycota; Eurotiomycetes; Eurotiales; Aspergillaceae. The transcript has 2 exons. Gene Ontology annotation, cellular component: MICOS complex; mitochondrial crista junction.
AUGGGAUUCUUCACUGGAUUCUUCAGCGGCUUUGUCCUCACAACAUCAGUCCUGUACAUUACGAUUCAAGUCCAUCAUUCUACACGUAUCGAACAAAAGUCCUCUAUCCGCGACCAAACGAAGAUGAUUGAUUGGUUAGCUUCUUCUCGAGGCGCAUACGACCGCCGUUUACUUCCAAAGGAUGGUGAGGAUAUUGCGUCUAGGGAAAGGGCAUUGGCAGCUUCGAAAUCUCCAAUGAAAGAUCGGCUGAAGCAUCAGUGGAAUGAGGAAGUCCGAAUGUUGGCGAGGAAGGCGUAUGAGAGCAGGUGGGAGGACGUGCGGGAUGCAGCUGCGGAGGGCUGGGGAGGUGUUAGGAGCUUUAUUAAGAGGGAGUGA